Cladophialophora psammophila CBS 110553 is the source of this 1275-nucleotide messenger RNA. RefSeq lists its product as uncharacterized. The transcript is spliced from 2 exons. The coding region runs from base 1 to 1275 and encodes 424 amino acids. The record is from RefSeq and is a predicted model, not a curated record. NCBI's taxonomy places the organism in Eukaryota, Fungi, Ascomycota, Eurotiomycetes, Chaetothyriales, Herpotrichiellaceae.
AUGGGAUGGGCACAGGAGCUUUUUGGCCUGUUUUCCGACUUUGCCGUUCGGUCGGCGGUCGAGAAGCAGACGUUGUUUAGGCAGAGGUACCUCCGAAAGGGAGUCUACGACACACUGCCAGCUUCGGCUAGCGACUACCACAAAGCUUUGGCAAUCUGUGCGGAUGACGUUGUAUACGAACGUGCCAUAGAGCUGACUCUCCAAGUGAACUUGAAAGCCAAUGUGGAUAUCAAGAACAGCCCUGCUGAGAGAGACAUUGAGAAUCUCAGGAGAGACAUUCAGUUGAUCACGGCCCGGAGAGCGACAAUGAGUCGACGAGAAUCAAACCUCUGCGGGUUCCAGAACGCCGUGUCCGACAUUAUCCACCAUUACUCAGACCGAAUCUGCACUCCGAGGACUCAAGCAAGCUUCAUGGUCAUCCUCGCUCUGCAAUUGGAACUUCGACGACUUCUGUCCCCUUGGUUACUGGUCAAGGCAUUCAUGAGCGUAGGGGGCAAGUGGAAAUGGGGUCUCAGCCCACCCGGACAGCCAGUCCAGGCACCACAGCCGAAUUCUGGACUCGAAACUAUCCCUUCAUUUGUUGAAAUGGGUCGCGUCAUGUUCAUAGAUCUCAAACUCGAAACGAUCCGCGCGCAGAUUCUACGGAACGAGACUUUACAAGGCGAUGAGCUGCAAAUGGCGUUGUGUUUCCGCCGGUUUCUGGAGACGGGCCAGGAGGCGCAGAUGCCGCUCAUGGCGAUGGGUCUGCGGAGACGUCGCGACAUUACUAUUGUCGAGUACAAUGAGACAUCAGCUAUCAAAUGUGCUGAAGGCUGCACGUGUUCGUUGAGUACGCAGCAGGAUCGGAAAAAGAUGCUUGCUGCGAAGAGGAAAGGCAACGACCCAGCGAUCGUAGGGGAGCGAAGGAAGAUCCAAGCCUGCCAACAGAGGCUUUCCGCGACGGCCAGGAACCUCGCUGUCCUCAGAUUCAUCGCCAUUUCCGUCAUCGGCAUCGUCCAUAUCGUCCAUCUCCUCAUCCUCGCUGACCCCAUCCAGCCCAAGACCUGCAAUCAAUCAACGGCCCCAGCCGCCUCAUACGUCUCCCCACCACGAGCGUGCCUUAGCUUUACGCGCAGCCAGGUCAAGCGGCGCCCUAAACUUAACGAAUUCAACCAACUCACACCAAAGCCUCCCACCGACAGCCUCGGCGUCCCCACGGAGCCCGACACGAGUUCGAAACACUCCUAUGUGGACAUUGCAACCUCCUCCCCUCCCAGCAACCGAACUCAGGCAUAG